AUGUCCCUGCUCCCUGACCGACCUCGUCACUCCCUCCUCUCCAGCCGGUCCUUGCACGGACGAAUGUCUGCCGAUCCCCACUCUCGCUUCGGGUCGAGUCCUUCCGUGCGAUCGAAGCCUUACGCCAAGCCCAACUUCGCACCAACACGUCCUACUCCCGAAACUCGCUGGAACCAUGAUCUGUUUGAGGAUGAUUCGAAUCUAUACGGCCCGAAAGUCAGAUACCAGAUCAAGACACCCGAUGUGAUCAACUUUGGUGCCCCCCGCCCUUCGCCCUCAUUAAGACCCUUUGGCAACGCCGUCUUAACUCCCGCCCCGGCCCCAGCCUCCAAGCCAGCCCCAUCGACCAAGACACGCACCCCCGCCUCAGCCCCGCCUCUCCCUCCCCCUCCUUCAACCGUCCAGCGCCCGCCUAUCAAGAACCCUCAGCCAGCGCCAGUCAGCUCCAACUCCGGCAUAUCGCUGUUGAGCCGGAUCCAGUCCAAGGACACACAUAAACCUCUCCUGAGCAGCGACUCAUCUUCAUCCCACUUGCGCUCCAACAUCCGCCCCGAACAAGCCCCUCCUCCUCGAGAGAUCAAAAUUCAGCAGACUCAGCCUCCCAGAAGCCACCAAGCAUUCGACGAGGCCAUGGCUAAAUACCUCAAUGGGCCUGUGAUCUUGGAGGUGGCAAAUUUGGCCGAUGGCACGAGUGCAGAAGAUGUCAAGACGGCGUUUGCUGAUUUUGGCGAUAUCCAAGAAUGCUCGACCGAGGAAGGUCUUCGACAAGCCAACCAACCCACGCUGAAAGCCAAGAUGAUCUUCACACACAAAGCCGAAGCUGAGAAAGCCGUCGAGGCAUUAAAUGGCGCGCUGGCGGACGGCCUCACACUGGCUGUCAAGAUCAUCGGCCGCCCUACCAAGAAACCCGAGCGUGCCGAUUACAUGACCACGCCCCCAAUCGAUACCAACAAACCGAAGGGGGCGAAGAAGCCGAUGAAGGCCGAUGACAAUGACGUCACGAUGGAGGAUGGAGAAGCGCCGAUAGUGCCCACAGGCCGGCUGCGCUCCGAAGCGGUGGCCCAAUGCGACCCGCGUGCGUCGAUCCAGGUCGAGCCUCGACAGUCGGCCGUCUACCAAGUCGAACACGCCCGCCCGUCCAAGCAUGUUACCCCUGGCUCCUAA
This is a messenger RNA of Puccinia triticina, 1164 nucleotides long. RefSeq lists its product as uncharacterized. Gene Ontology annotation, molecular function: mRNA binding. The record is from RefSeq and is a predicted model, not a curated record. The transcript is spliced from 6 exons. Lineage: Eukaryota; Fungi; Basidiomycota; Pucciniomycetes; Pucciniales; Pucciniaceae. Gene Ontology annotation, cellular component: nucleus. Bases 1 to 1164 code for a protein of 387 amino acids. Gene Ontology annotation, biological process: mRNA export from nucleus.